This is a messenger RNA of Canis lupus familiaris (dog), 1996 nucleotides long. It is a transcript of the gene RNPS1, whose product is annotated as RNA binding protein with serine rich domain 1. The transcript is spliced from 8 exons. NCBI's taxonomy places the organism in Eukaryota, Metazoa, Chordata, Mammalia, Carnivora, Canidae. Gene Ontology annotation, biological process: mRNA splicing, via spliceosome. Bases 258 to 1175 code for a protein of 305 amino acids. Gene Ontology annotation, molecular function: RNA binding. Gene Ontology annotation, cellular component: nucleoplasm; cytoplasm; ASAP complex. The record is from RefSeq and is a predicted model, not a curated record.
GCUCCCUCCAUUGGCUGAGGCGGUCACGUCAUCGCCGCGCGCCGGAGAGCAGCGCCUUCCCGCUCCCUAAUCCUGACGCCAGAGCGGCGCCGGCCUUCGAGGCUGAGGAGAGCGGGCGGAGGUGGCGGCGGCGGGAAGAUGCUGCACUUUGGCGUAAAUUGCAAUCGAUUAGGGAUCGUUUCUCAGACUCGAGUUAGAAGUGAGAGUUCAGAUAAGUGAGGCCACCAUUGCUGCUUUGAACACCUCAGAAGGGGAGAAUGGAUUUAUCAGGAGUGAAAAAGAAGAGCUUGCUAGGAGUCAAAGAAAAUAAUAAAAAGUCCAGCACUAGGGCUCCUUCUCCUACCAAACGCAAAGACCGUUCUGAUGAGAAGUCCAAGGAUCGUUCUAAAGAUAAAGGGGCCACCAAGGAGUCAAGUGAGAAGGAUCGUGGCAGGGAUAAAACUCGGAAGAGGCGCAGCGCUUCCAGUGGUAGCAGCAGCACCAGGUCCCGGUCCAGCUCUACCUCCAGCUCAGGCUCCAGCACCAGCACAGGCUCCAGCAGUGGCUCCAGCUCUUCCUCAGCCUCUAGCCGCUCAGGAAGUUCCAGCACAUCUCGCAGUUCCAGCUCCAGCAGCUCCUCUGGCUCACCCAGUCCUUCUAGGCGUAGGCAUGACAACAGGAGGCGUUCCCGCUCCAAAUCCAAACCACCCAAAAGAGAUGAAAAGGAAAGGAAAAGGCGGAGUCCUUCCCCUAAACCCACCAAAGUACACAUCGGGAGGCUCACCAGGAAUGUGACCAAGGACCACAUCAUGGAGAUAUUCUCCACCUAUGGGAAGAUUAAAAUGAUUGACAUGCCUGUAGAAAGGAUGCACCCCCAUCUGUCUAAAGGCUAUGCAUACGUGGAGUUUGAGAAUCCAGAUGAAGCCGAGAAGGCACUGAAGCACAUGGAUGGAGGACAAAUUGAUGGCCAGGAGAUCACUGCCACCGCUGUGCUGGCCCCCUGGCCUAGGCCGCCCCCCAGGCGAUUCAGCCCUCCCAGGAGAAUGCUGCCACCACCUCCCAUGUGGCGCCGGUCACCCCCACGGAUGAGAAGAAGGUCGCGCUCCCCAAGGCGCAGGUCCCCCGUGCGCCGGCGAUCUCGCUCCCCUGGCCGCCGCCGCCACAGGAGCCGCUCCAGCUCCAACUCCUCCCGAUAAGGAGAGCCCUGGAGCUCUGCGCCCUGUAACUUCCACCCCAUUCGCUACAGUUUUGUCACUUCUCUAGCCAGAGGGAGGGUUGGUAGGGAAAAAAUUCCUCACUCAGGGCAGGCUUCGAAGGCAGCAACUGAGAUGUUUCCUCUGAGGGCAAGGUUCCAGAGGAGUGUUCGUGGUUUGGGGCUGUGCUGUAAGAAAGCCCUCCCAAUUUCCUGGCUAGAAAGCUCCCACAUUUCCAGUUCUUAAGAGAGUACAUCCAGCCCAUCCAUUGGCAAAGCCAGCGGGGACCAAGCAGGGCUCCAGGUGGCAGUGUGGCCCCAGCCCAGGAGUCAUUUCCACAGAUGACUGGGGCCAGUUAGGCCCUUGCCUGUUGGUCUGCAGGGUCCCUGAGGAAAGGGUGCACGUCCGUGCCGCUGCUGUUCCUGCUCACCUGGCCCUGCUGCCCUGCUUGGGUCCUCUUCCAACACCUCUGCGCAAACAGCCCAAGAAUUAUCAUUAGUUACCAAGAAUUACCCAGAAUGGUUCUGUUUCUACGUGUACUCAUGCACGCACAUCCACACCCCACGUCUCCCUCUGAAAUUGGUGAGAAAAUUGAGAGCCGGCUCUGCAGGGUCUUCACAGGCCCCUGCUGCAGUGUCAUGGCAGUCUUGCAGGUUACCUUGGCAACGUGUACAUUACUUUUUUUUUUGGCAUUGUACAGUCAGUACUAUAAAUUUGUUGUUUUGAGUUUUGUAACUUGUAGCAUUUUAGGUGCCGUUGUGUUUGUACUUUGUUGUGUAGAGUGAAGGGACUGUUGAAUAAACAGGAUUAGAAUGCAGAUCGAG